AUGGACACCAUGCCCAAAGGGAGCAAAUAUCCCCCGGCGCAGACCUUCGUCCUGGGCUGCGGCGUGGCCGGGCUUUCGGCCAUCGGCACCUCCAAAGCCAUGGGCUCCGUGGUGCGCGCCUGGGACGUGCGCGACGUCAGCGACCAGGUGCAGUCCAUGGGUGCCAAGUGGGUGAGCGUUGAUUUCAAGGAGAGUGGAGAGGGUGCUGGAGGUUACGCAAAGGAAAGUUCUGACGCCUUCAAGAAAGUCCAACAGGAGACCUUCAAGAAGGUGCUCUCUGAGGUAGACAUCGCGAUCAGCACCGCCGCCAUUCCGGGGAGGCCCUCCCCGUUGCUGAUCACCAAAGAUGCCGUCAUGGCAAUGAAGCCUGGGAGUGUCAUCGUCGAUUUGGCAGCCAUUGGCGGUGGCAACUGUGAGUUGACGAAGCUGAACGAGACCUACACCACGGACAAUGGUGUGACCAUCAUUGGCUUUGCCAACCUGCCAGCCCGCAUGGCCGAGCAAGCGAGCGCCAUGUAUGCGCAGAACAUGGCAAAUCUGCUGCGCCAUGUCCACGCGAAAGGCAAAGCUGCUGCCUUCAUUCCAAACCUCUACGGGGCCUUGGAUCAGGGCGAAGAGGGCGAUAUCGUGUCCCGCAGCAUCGUGUGUUGCAAGAGCGGCAACCCGGUGGCGAUGCCACCGCCUCCGCAGCCGACACCCAUCAAGCCCAAGCCCGUGAGUGCGCAGGAACAAGCCAAGAAGACAGCAAAUCCCUUCAACACAGCCCUGAUCUCUGCCACGGUGCUGACCUUCACGUGUUGCUGCAUGGUGGGCUUGGGUGAAGGAGUGUCUACGUCCUUGUUGAGCACAUUCCUUCUGGCAGGUGCGGCCGGAUACCAAGCGGUUUGGGGCGUGGCUCAUGCCUUGCACACGCCCUUGAUGUCUGUGACCAAUGCCAUCAGUGGCAUGACGGCCAUCGGCGGCUUGCUGCUGCUGGACAGAUCGAGCUCCUGGUUCGCUCAGUUUCUGGCGCUGAUCGCUGUGCUGGUCUCCGCAGUGAACAUCAUCGGCGGCUUCGUCGUCUCGCAGCGGAUGCUGAACCUCUUCAAGAAGGAAGGGGAGAAGGACUACUCGCCCUUUAUGCUGCUGCCGGGCUUGGUGUUCCUGAUCGUAUGCCUCACAAAGCCUGAGCUUUUGAAGGCGGUCAGCACCGUGAGUGCGCUGCUGUGCAUCGCGGCCAUUGGCGGCCUGGCCACGAUGAGCACGGCCAACAGCGGCUGCAAAUUCGGCAUGGUGGGAGUCUUCGGCGCAAUGGCCGCAGCAAUG
Cladocopium goreaui is the source of this 1305-nucleotide messenger RNA. The record is from the annotation of a GenBank genome assembly. Lineage: Eukaryota; Dinophyceae; Suessiales; Symbiodiniaceae.